AUUUACAUUUUAGUCAUUUAGCAGACGCUCUUAUCCAGAGCGACUUACAGUUAGUGAGUGCAUACAUUUUUUCCCCCAUACAUUUUUUACAAUAACAAUUCACUCAGUCAUUGUUUGUAAGCCAUUAAUGUAGUUCAUUCAACUUAAACAAUUUCCUAUGAGACAACACAACUAUUCAAGGAACUAACAACCUUUUUAAGGACCCUCCGGAGGCGCAUGCCACUGGCUCGCAGCCUGUCCAUCACCUCCCUGUCGGGGUUGGAGGAGUGGGAUGAGGAGUUUGACCUGGAGGAUGCCGUCCUCUUCGAGAUCGCAUGGGAGGUGGCCAACAAAGUUGGUGGGAUUUACACAGUGAUCCAGACCAAAGCCCGUCUGACGGUGGAGGAAUGGGGAGAAAACUAUUUCCUGGUUGGUCCGUAUGUGGAGAGUAACGUCCGCACCCAGGUAGAGCUGAUCGAGCCCACCAACCCUGCCCUCAAGAGAGCCAUAGACAAGAUGAAUUCCAGCGGAUGUAAGGUGUACUUUGGUCGUUGGCUGAUUGAGGGCAGUCCGUACGUGGUGCUGAUAGAUGUGGCAUUCACUGCCUGGAACCUGGACAAGUGGAAGAAAGAGUUGUGGGACAACUUCUCCAUCGGGGUGCCCUGGUUCGACCGUGAGGCCAACGACGCCGUCCUCUUUGGCUUCUUGACCGCCUGGUUACUAGGAGAGUAUGCAGCGCAGUGUGAGGAGCCUCCCCAUAUCCUGGCCCAUUUCCAUGAGUGGCUGGCAGGCCUGGGCCUGGCGCUAUGCCGACAGAGACAGUUGCCCGUGGCAACCAUCUUCACCACCCACGCCACCCUGCUGGGACGCUACCUCUGUGCCGGCAGCGUGGACUUCUACAACAACCUCGCCGGUUUCAACUUGGAUAAGGAGGCGGGGGAUAGACAGAUCUACCAUCGGUAUUGUCUGGAGCGGACAGCGGCGCGCUGCGCUCAUGUCUUCACCACCGUCUCCCAGAUCACAGCCGUUGAGGCAGAGCACCUGCUCAAGAGGAAACCAGACAUAAUCACCCCUAAUGGGCUGAACGUGAAGAAGUUCUCUGCCAUGCAUGAGUUCCAGAACCUGCACGCACAGAGCAAGAACCGGAUCCAGGAGUUCAUCAGAGGUCACUUCUAUGGGCACCUGGACUUUAACCUAGACAAGUGUCUGUUCCUGUUCAUCGCUGGGAGGUAUGAGUUCAGCAACAAAGGGGCUGAUAUCUUCUUGGAGGCUUUGGCCAGACUCAACUAUCUACUGAGAGUCAACCACAGCGAUGUGACUGUUGUUGCAUUCUUCAUCAUGCCUGCGCGGACAAACAACUUCAACGUGGAGACGCUGAAAGGCCAAGCAGUCAGGAAGCAGCUCUGGGAUACAGCUCAUACAGUGAAAGAACGCUUCGGAAAGAAACUUUAUGAAUCACUGCUGGUUGGGCAGUUGCCAGACGUGUCCAAGAUGCUGGACAAGGAUGACUUCACCAUGAUGAAGCGUGCCAUCUUUGCCACCCAGAGGCAGUGCCAGCCUCCCAUCUGUACCCACAACAUGCUGGAGGACAGCAACGACCCCAUCCUCACUUGCAUUCGCCGCAUCGGUCUGUUCAACAGCUCUGCCGACCGCGUCAAGGUGAUCUUCCACCCAGAGUUCCUCUCCUCCACCUCUCCCCUCCUGCCGAUGGAUUAUGAAGAGUUUGUAAGAGGCUGCCAUCUUGGAGUGUUCCCCUCUUACUACGAACCAUGGGGAUAUACACCAGCUGAGUGUACAGUCAUGGGGAUCCCCUCAAUCUCUACCAACCUUUCUGGGUUCGGCUGCUUCAUGGAGGAACACAUAGCUGACCCCUCAGCAUACGGAAUCUACAUCCUUGAUCGACGGUACAGAGGGGUUGAUGAGUCGUGUAAUCAGCUCACAUCGUACCUGUUCCAGUUUUGCCAGCAGAGCCGGCGUGCCAGGAUCAUCCAGCGGAACCGCACCGAGCGCCUGAGUGACCUUCUGGACUGGAGAUAUCUGGGCAGGUAUUAUAUAUCAGCUCGUCACAUGGCCCUGGCUAAAGCCUUCCCGGAUACCUACUUCUACCAACCUCAUGACUCUGAGACUGCCCAAGGUUUCCGUUACCCAAGACCGGCCUCUGUGCCCCCAUCUCCGUCUCUGUCGCGCCACUCCUCCCCCCGCCACAGCGAGGCAGAAGAAGAGGAUGACCGCUAUGAUGAAGAUGCGGAGGCAGAGAAAGACCGCUUGAACAUCCGCCAGCCCUUCACCCUGCCUAGUAAAAAGGGUCCAGCCUUGCCUUACACCCUCCCAGGUGUCAAUGGAGAGAAAAACGGAGCCCCCAGUGUGAAAAACUGAGUGUCUCUCUCACAUACACACACAAAUGUACACAUGCCGACACUCCCUACAAGAACUGUUACACAACAUCCAUGUUACAAACACACCACUCUUAUCUUGACUGUCUCCACUUAUAUAAUAUAGAUCCGACAACUGCUGAAGAGAUGAGCUAUUACAGUAUUCCAGUAUAUGUUAUUAAUCCAGCACCCCGAAAGUCUUCCAAACCUCUGUGCACCUCAGCGUGUGUGAGCAACCUGUACUGAAAUGGAGGAAGAGAGGGAAAGGAAAUAGAUGGCUAGCGGGGUGACAUUUCCUUGAGUUAAAAAGCCCAGCAUUGAGAUAACAAAGUGGGGUAACUUUGAGUAUAUAGGAGGGUUACCUCUGGUCAAUAAUCUAGGUUAUCUCUGGUCCACAGGAGGCUGCUGAGGGGAGGAUCAGCUGGAAUAAUGGCUGAAACCAUGUGUUUGAUGCAUUUUAAUACCAUUCCAGGUAUUCUGCUCCAGCAUUUACCACGAGCCCUUCCUCCCCAAUUAAGGUGCCACCAACCACCUGUGCUCUGGAUUUAUGAAAUCCAGCCAACAUUGCUAGUGUAGACUAACAUUAGUUGUAACUAAGGCUAAGAGAACCAUAUGAUAACCAGUGGAUAAAGAAAGUAGGGCUAAUUAGUCUUGCUAACAAGGGCAAAGGCAUUGACCCACUAUGUCAUAGUCACACAACCAACCCAACAGCAGGACUUUUCCUGUCGCACUGUAGCAGUAACAGAAACCUGUUCAAACAGCAGCAGCACUUUUCCUGUCGCACUGUAGCAGUAACAGAAACCUGUUUAAACAGCAGCAGCACUUUUCCUGUCGCACUGUAGCAGUAACAGAAACCUGUUUAAACAGCAGCAGCACUUUUCCUGUCGCAGUGUAGCAGUAACAGAAACCUGUUUAAACAGCAGCAGCACUUUUCCUGUCGCACUGUAGCAGUAACAUAAACCCAACCACCAGCAGCACUUCCCUGUGCUAGGAAACAUAUAAGCGACACUUAGAGCUGGGCCCAUAGAGUGAGACUAGAUGUUAUAUAACCAGUUUUAUUUGCAUGGACAAUGCCAUUGACGGCUUCCACCACAGAUACAAAGAUGAGUCCUCUAUCUAACUCUAUGGCUGAGCCUCAGAACGUCCUGCUGAAAAGCCUCCUGCUGAAACAGGCUCCCAUUCGUUCAGAGAUUCAGACCUUUCUGUGGGUGUGUUUGUCUCUGAGCCUUGUACUGUACUUGAACCGGCAAGCCUGUGUGUAAAAACUGUCGAUAGGUCACCUUUUAACCUUUCAGUCAGUGAGCCAGUGUUUGAGUGUUUUUCUUUGUGUGUGUGUGUGUGUGUCAGUAUGUAUGUUUGUGACGUAUAGAGAUGGAACACUGAUUCUGCCUGCACUCUGAGGUUUAGGUAAAAGGUGGGGCGUCCGUCCUGAGAAGCUAGUCGUGUUUUUAGAUGACAGACUGUAUUAGAGGAGCAAAGGGAAAGGGUCACAGAUAAUGGCAGGGGUCACAGUUUUGAGUGUAUCCCAUUCCCAGCUGUGCACACCCAGAAAACAGGAAAUGAGUUGAUCCAGUUUGUUUGUGUUACAAUCACACACCAGAUGAUGAGAAAAUAAAGUAUAUUCUCUGUAUUAAUGAUGAAA
This is a messenger RNA of Coregonus clupeaformis (lake whitefish), 3993 nucleotides long. Its product is annotated as glycogen [starch] synthase, muscle-like. The record is from RefSeq and is a predicted model, not a curated record. The transcript has 16 exons. Gene Ontology annotation, biological process: glycogen biosynthetic process. Gene Ontology annotation, molecular function: alpha-1,4-glucan glucosyltransferase (UDP-glucose donor) activity. Gene Ontology annotation, cellular component: cytoplasm. The coding region runs from base 217 to 2355 and encodes 712 amino acids. Lineage: Eukaryota; Metazoa; Chordata; Actinopteri; Salmoniformes; Salmonidae.